ACAAUAGCUCAAACACUAUUUUUAGUUGCGUAUCUUUAAAAUCCCAAUCUACACACCCUUAUCUCUCGCAUCAAAUCGCAUUGUUGUCUUAGCAAGUCGAGAAUCUGUCAGCGCGCGAACACGGUUACGGCGCAAGACAUAAAAUACAUCUAUAUAACGCCAUAGUACCGGCAAAAUCGAUACUACGCCGCGUAAAGCCAGUCCGAGUUGUUUUUCGUCUGAACAUUAGUGCUCGUUUAGUUAUCGCUAGAAUUUUUAGUUUAGUAAACAAGGGAACAUGUUUUAAAAGAAGACUGUAAAAUGGAAGGCAGUGCUAAAAGGUACAUACGUAGCGAAUCAGCGAGUUGUGCACAUAUGGUAGAAGAAAAUGCUGCGAACAAUAGAAAAAGUACAGACCCCCACGAGAAGCUGAAGGCUCUCUUGAACUCUCCCGAGGAGGACACGGACGACACCUUGCCGCCUUCCGACGCUCCUAAAUUCGGCACUGUCAUACACAAUAGGAUCUUUGUGGGGGGAUUUUCUCUGACGACGACUGAUGAGGAUCUUUGGAAGUUUUUCUCCGGCUUCGCGACUGUGACGGCGGCCAGGGUGAUCUACGACCGAGCUGGCGUCUCCAAAUGUUACGGAUUCGUCACAUUCGCAAGCCCGAGGGUCGCCAGACUUAUUGUUAAGCAGAGCGGAGGUGUGAUGUUCUCUCCGUUGGGUCGUUUGCGCGUGGCUCAGGCUGUCAGAAAGCAGAUGAGUCAGGUGCCGGUGGCGAGUGCGGAAGCGGCGCAGGCGGCGCUGCCAGGCCCGCUGUGCUACCAGUUGGUGUGCGCGCCGCCGCUAGCGCCGCUGCCGGCCUGCGCGCCCUGCGACCUGCCGCCGCACCCCUAUGCCAUCUAUCAACUACCCUUUGACACGACGCCAGCUAUAUACGGUCCGCCGGCGCAGUACGCGCUUGUGCCGGCUGCAUUCGGGGCGGCGUGCUGCGAGCCCGCGUGCUGCGCCCCGCUGGACAAGCAACCGCGUCCCCCGCACCCCCAGCUACACCCCGCAUUCAUCUACUGAGCUCCCCCCCACACACAGACCUCCUACAUCCCUCACACUAUUUAUGUCUCUAUAACAGAACGCUUGCCUAAAACUUACAUAUGUUGACGCUGUCUAGGUAUUUUUUGAUGAUUUUUAUCCACACAUAAAAUUUAAUAGAUUCUUUUAAAAUGAUUAAAAUAAAAGACAAUAGUUUUCGUAUAUUUAAAGCUAAUAUUUCUU
Molecule: messenger RNA, 1251 nt
Organism: Papilio machaon (common yellow swallowtail)
Lineage: Eukaryota; Metazoa; Arthropoda; Insecta; Lepidoptera; Papilionidae
Gene: Boule
Product: protein boule
Exons: 4
Coding region: 301-1050 (249 amino acids)
Molecular function (GO): RNA binding
Source: RefSeq, a predicted model, not a curated record